Molecule: messenger RNA, 2016 nt
Organism: Prunus armeniaca (apricot)
Lineage: Eukaryota; Viridiplantae; Streptophyta; Magnoliopsida; Rosales; Rosaceae
Source: the annotation of a GenBank genome assembly
AUGGACGGGAAAAUGGAAAUCUCUCUCGACAAGCUUCCCAUCAAGCGCUUGGACGUCAUCGAAGAAAACGGCCUCGAACGAUUUCCUCCUGAUGUAGGUUACGAAGAGAAGCGGCAAUCGCUGAUUCGGAGAAUCGAUUUCGCUUGGGCUGUGGAGAAGGACGAGAACAAGAAGCAGAAAAAGAGCUCGAAAGAGAGUGCAGCAACGCAAUGGCAAUGGCAGAGCAUGGUGGAGAACUUGCAGCUGGCACACCAGGAGCUCUCUGUCAUUAUAGAUCUCAUCAACACUGUGGAAACGAAUGAUGCUGUAACAGUGGCUAGCAUGACGCGUCCAAAGCCAUUUCAUGAUGAAGUUAUGUCUGAUCUUGCUGUAUCUGCAGCAACCAAGCUACAAUGCUUCCGGCAUCUUGGGAAAUACUUUAAGCAGUCUGCCAAAGCUUUGGAGCGGCAGGUUGCUCGAGAAGCAAGAUUUUAUGGUGCUCUAAUCAGAUUGCAGCAGAACUGGAAAGUUAAGCGGCAGCGUGUGGCAGCUUCAGCUUCUGGAAAUGAAGGCUUCACCAUUGAUCUCUUUGACAGUUCAUUAUAUGAUCCAGCUGCUAUAUUUCGGCCAUCUUCUCUUUCUACAGUUCGUGUUGACCAUGACUCAGCUGGCAUGCUAGCAAUAAAUUUACCUCCAAACUCAUACCGUUCGCUUCAAUUUGGCUUUCUUGGUGCUGAUCCGGGUGUUAGUCCAAUUGAAUCCAGUCAAACCAAAAUCCGUUUGUCAAGUGAAGCAGAGAAAGAAUCUGUGAGCGACGAUGAGUGUGUUAAAGAAACACAUUCACUUCUUCGUGAAGUUCAUCAAGCAAUCUUCGAUGAGCAGGUGUUUGAUUUGGUAAAUCGUGAAGCAUUCAACCAGUCUCUAGGAGUCAAUGUGACUGGAAUACAAGAAAACUAUUUACAAUUGAACAUAGGUCAAGGAACCUCUGUGUUCAUAUCACUUGUCCCAUCUAGAGGUGAACAAACAGUUGACAGUCCAAGCACCCAAAACUUAGAAAAUACCAUUUUACCUUUGGACACAUUGGAUGGGUUGGAGUUAGCGGAAGAUAAACCGGAUACUGUAAAGAAAACUUCAGUAAUUCCUGAUCAAAUUAGUUGUGAAAUAUAUCUGCAACAGAUUUUUCACCAGCAUGUAUUUGUCAAAGCAAAGGAUAGACCCACUUCAGCAGGUGCUCGAGUAUCUGGUCAACUGGCCAAAGAAGGGCCUGGUCUUCUUGGUCAUUUCUGCAUGUCUUUGGCUCAUAGGAUUUUUUCAAACAAAGUUCUUAAGGAGCUGGAAAAUGUGGUUAAAGGGGUACCAUAUCUGCAGUUGUUAUCCCACCCCACUUGGCAUUCACGGACAUCAUCCUGGAUGCUCUUUGUGAAGAUUCCUGAAUCUAUUCUACAUGCAUGCCAAACCCGAACGUCAGACAUGCGUCACAUGAGGAACAUUACCAAGUCUCAGUUUCAUACUAAGGUGGUUGUAACUGAUGAUUGCAUCAAUGUAGAAGGGGAAGGUGCUCCUAAUGUUGUUGGCCUGUUCAAAGGGAAUUCUGAGGAAAUUUGUUCAAUGAACAGAUACGACUGUGACUUGGCGGAUCUUCCUGUGAUAAUUUUACAGCAGGUUGCAAGUCAAGUUAUUCGCUGGCUUCACGAAGAAGCUCUUAUGGUUGGAAUAAAGGCAAACAGAGACUUUCUAUGUUUGUCUUUUGAGCUGGAUCUGGGAGAAACACUCAGCUUGGUGGCACAUGUGGACCCAGAAGAUGGCGAAGGAUGUAUCUCAUGGUGGUUGGUCAUAGAUGGUGGUUUUGUAGAGGAACGAAAACUUAGUAUGGAUGCUUCAGAUGGUGCAUCAGAAUCUAGGAAGUUUUUAGGUCAUCUAUCCCUGGAAGUUUUAUAUUCAACACUGAUGGACUUGUCAGCCACAUUGUAUAACAUCGUAGUAGUGAAAUGUCGUCAGCCGCCCUCACCAACGCUCAUGCUUGAGGAAAAUGCAUGA